This is a messenger RNA of Dermacentor andersoni, 1047 nucleotides long. NCBI's taxonomy places the organism in Eukaryota, Metazoa, Arthropoda, Arachnida, Ixodida, Ixodidae. The record is from RefSeq and is a predicted model, not a curated record.
AUGCUACUCAUAUUUGAUCACCACUUUGGACUCUAUUGUCUCUGGACGUACAAGUCAACAGUGAAUGUGUCGCCACAGAGGCAGAAUCCUUGCAAGCUUGUUGCCCUAACUGGCGUGUGGCUUUCCCUGCUUCCCGGUGGACCAAGUGUUCCUUUAUCGUCACCUGUUCUGAACUCAAGACCACCCCUGACAGUCACGGCUGCAAUCAGCGAAGAUGACUGGUUCGUCCUACGUGACCUGCGCAGUGCUUUUGCAUUGCACUCAAGCGGCACAUCGGCAACACCAGCGCCAUCACUCCACAGCGAGCCCUUAAAGGACUGGCGUCGGCUGUCCGCCUUCAGUGGGCACGGGAGAGCGGCAAAAGUGAUGUCGCUCACGAAUCCCUUUUUCUUUCAUGUGCAGGUUGGUGGUACUUCAUCUCUUAAUUCUAAACGAUCGAACAAUUUUUGCCUGCUGCUGUUCCCGUGCCCCACAGAUUUCAGCAGUUCUGUUGCCCAGGCCAUUAAGUCUGAAAGUAUUGCGUUGGCCUCGCGUCUUGAUGAUCUAGAGGAUAGGUCACGGCGACAUAAUUUACUGUUUUUUGGCAUCCCGGACGGCGUUUCCGAGACUUGGACACAAUCGGAAGAGCAUAUCUGUGAGCUUCUCUCACGUCAUUUAAAUUUGCGUAUUACAGAUGGCACGGUGGAGAGAGCACAUAGGUUGGGUGCUUAUGUUGCAAAUAAGACACGCCCAAUCAUCGUGAAGUUUUCUUCCUUCAAAACCAAAGAAAGUAUUCUCUCACAGAAACCUAAAUUGAAAAGUACAGGUGUUUCCAUUGGCGAAGAUUUCUGCAGGGCAACGCGUUUGACACGAAAAAAACUUCUCGAAUUUGGCAAGUCUAGCGGCCAGCCUUUUUCACUUCGUUUUAAUAAAGUAGUCAUCAGCAAUAAAGCCUACAUAUACAGCGCAGUCACUGACACUGUUUGUGAACUGGUAUCCCCUAGAGAGGCGCGUGCAGGUCCUACUCGCAAAGCACCUGCUAACCCAGCGCAUGACAGAUCGGCGUAG